GCAUGACCUUCCUUUAAAAUGCACGCUACAGAAUUUAUCGAAGCUAAAAUAAAGCAGAGGAGGGUUUUAUUAAUAUCAAAACAAAGUUCGCCUGCAUGCAAAAAUAUAGAGGGCCUGUUGAGAACGUAUAAUCUGAACAACGAAAUUAAUGACAACUAUGAAAUACUCUACAUUGAUUUACGCAAAGACUGUGGUGUCAUUGAGACAUAUCUAUGGCAUAAGUUAAUUUAUCGCAAUAGGUACCUCAUUUGUUUUUGGAUGGCAAACACAUAGGAGGAGAAGCAGAAAUAAAACGUUUACAUGAAAGCGGCGAACUAAAAAGAAUAUUUAAGGAGGCCGGUUUAUAAAGACUAGAGCCAAAGAGAGAAGGUAUUUGAUGACUGUGGUGACAAAAAAGAAGCGAACAGUGCAACAAAAGAACGUGUUGUGUUUAGAUCUUUUAUACUAUGAAUAAUCUUUUCAGUUACAUAAUAACUACAUUGUAUUAUUGGUAUAUAUAUAUAUAUAUAUAUAU
Trichobilharzia regenti is the source of this 514-nucleotide messenger RNA. Lineage: Eukaryota; Metazoa; Platyhelminthes; Trematoda; Strigeidida; Schistosomatidae. The record is from the annotation of a GenBank genome assembly.